GAGGCCGGGAGGAGGCAGGAAGGGACGCGAACGGCAUACCGGCGGCGGGCUCGGCUCGGAGGCCGCGGAGACCCGCGCGGAGCCCAAAGUUUGCGCGCAGCGCCCCCCACCCCCCCUUUCCGGGCGGCGGCGCGCGGGGGGCCGGGACCGCCCUGCGCGCCGCCCUCGCCCCGGCCGCGCCGAGGGUCGCCGGCGGCCACGCGGAGGCGGCCGGGAGCGGCGCCGCGGCAGCUUUGGAGCCGGGCAUGAGGCUGAACCGGAGCAGGGAGCUGUGGGGAGCGGGAGCCCCGCGACCGUGACCGGCACCUGGUUCUCACCUGGGUCCUCGUGGUCGAGCCGAGGUGGCUGCCAAACCAGCGGAGCCGGAGCGAGCCCCUGACAGGACCAGGUGGAGCAGACACCCCCCGUCAGCCCACGAGACCUGGCAGGACCUGGCUUCCCAGCGCAGCCUGACCGACUCACCAAUCACCAGGCAGCGAAACCGCAUUCCUGCUGUUUCAGAAGCAUCCGAUGCUCUCCCGUCAGUCCGUGUGUCCAUCCUGCUCAGGGCCCAGUGUGAUCCAUCUAAAGCCUGCUGUGUAUAAUCACCCCGUCCAGGCCUUCCCCAGACCCCUCUCCCUGGCACCAUUGCCUGCAAGAGGAUGACGUAGACCUGGAAGCCCUGGUGAACGAUGUGAGCGUGUCCCUGGAGAGUCUGUACCCGGCCUGUAGCAUGCAGUCAGAGACGGUGCCCCUGCUCCAGAAUGGCCAGCACGCCCGCAGCCAGCCGCCACCCUCAGGAACAAGGUCCCUCCAGCCGCAGGCGUCCCCGCGACUGCAGGUGCAGCGCUCACAGCCUGUGCACAUCCUCGCUGUCAGACGCCUGCAGGAAGAGGGUGAACAGUUCAGAACCUCGUCUCUGCCGGCCAUCCCUAACCCUUUCCCCGAGCUCUGCGGCCCCGGGAGCCCCCCGCUGCUGACGAGGGGCUCCUUACCUCCCAGCCAGGCGGCUGCAAAACAGGAUGUUAAAAUCUUUAGCGAAGAUGGGACGAGCAAAGUGGUGGAGAUUCUGGCAGACAUGACGGCCAGAGACCUGUGCCAGCUGCUGGUUUACAGAAGUCACUGUGUGGACGACAACAGCUGGACGCUAGUGGAGCACCACCCGCAUCUGGGACUAGAGAGAUACCUGGAAGACCACGAGCUGGUGGUCCAGGUGGAGAGCACCCUGGCAAGUGACAGCAAAUUUUUAUUUAGGAAGAAUUACGCAAAAUACGAGUUUUUCAAAAAUCCUACGAAUUUCUUCCCAGAACAGAUGGUUACUUGGUGCCAGCAGCCCAACGGUGGUCACAACCAGCUGUUGCAGAACUUUCUCAACUGCAGUAGCUGUCCUGAAAUUCAGGGGUUUUUGCACGUGAAGGAUCUGGGGAAGAAGUCGUGGCGAAAGUUGUACGUGUGUUUGCGGAGAUCGGGCCUCUACUGCUCCACUAAAGGAGUGUCAAAGGAGCCCAGACACCUGCAGCUGCUGGCGGGCUUGGAGGACAGCAGCAUAUUCUCCCUGAUCGCCGGCAGGAAGCAGUACUGCGCCCCCACGGACUAUGGCUUCUGCAUAAAGCCCAACAAAGUCAGGAGCGAGACGAAGGAGCUGCGGCUGCUGUGUGCCGAGGACGAACAGGGCAGAACUUGCUGGAUGACGGCGUGCAGGCUCCUCAAGUACGGGAUGCUCCUGUACCAGAACUACAGGAUCCCGCCACAGAGGAAGCCCCUGCUCCCCUCCUUCUCAACGCCAGUGCGCAGCGUCUCUGAGAACUCCCUCGUGGCCAUGGAUUUUUCCGGGCAAACAGGAAGAGUGAUCGAGAACCCGGCCGAAGCCCAGAGUGCAGCCCUGGAGGAAGGCCACGCCUGGAGGAAACGGAGCACACGGAUGAAUAUCCUCAGCAGCCAAAGCCCCCUCCAGCCGUCCACCCUGAGUACGGUGAUUCAUCGGACACAGCACUGGUUUCACGGCCACAUCUCCAGGGAGGAGUCACACAGGAUCAUUAAGCAGCAGGGGCUGGUGGACGGGCUUUUUCUCCUCCGAGACAGCCAGAGCAAUCCAAAGGCUUUUGUGCUCACGCUGUGUCAUCAUCAGAAAAUUAAAAAUUUCCAGAUCCUUCCUUGCGAGGAUGAUGGGCAGAUCUACUUCAGCCUUGACGACGGGAACACCAAGUUCUCCGACCUGAUCCAGCUCGUGGACUUCUACCAGCUCAACAAAGGAGUCCUGCCUUGCAAACUGAGGCACCACUGCAUCCGCGUGGCCUUAUGACCUCACACUGACUCUCGGCGGAGCCUGGAGGAAGCUGACACUGGAACGAGGGAAGGGGAUGUACGUCGCGAAGAGCACACGUCUGUUGUUCUGCACCCUGGGGAGGGCGGGGGGUGGGGGGGUGGGUCCGUCGGGGCCGGCCGCCCGGGAUGGACCGGUCGCUGGACUGGACGGUGAUUUGCUGCUGCGGAGCCGGCAGGAGCGUCUCCCUCCGCACCGGCGAGAUCAGGGAGGCGCCGGAGAGCAGGUGCAGGUGGGAGUGAAAACCGGAGCGAUGGUCUCGGCUGGGCCACGUCGGAACCAGAACCGGAGACGAGUAAUUGGAAGUGAACUCUUGCCCUGGAAUAAUCUUGACAAUUAAAACUGAUAUGUUUACUUUUUUUUGUAUCGAUCACUUUUUGCACUCCUUCUUUGUUUUCAAUAUUGUACUCGGCCUCUGUCAGAGGGGGUGUGGCGUCCAGUGUGCAGGCUCCAGAGACUGGCUGCGGGGGGGCCCCCCACCGCCGGUUGUUGCCGGAGGGUGGUGCCGGCCCUGUGCAGUUGCCGGAGGCGGAUUCGGCUCCCAGGUCACAAACCACCCCCAGCCCCUCCCAGAAUACUUGAAGAGCUUUUUUAAAAAUAAAUAAAAGGUGUCACCUGUGGUAGGCAUUUGGCACGUUUUGUGGACCCAGGCAACCACGUCUGUCGAUCAUUCCCCUAUGCACAGAUGUCCUGCACACCUGUUACCUGUGUGUCCUAUCCUCCACAGUUCAGGAGACCUGGGUUGUUUGUUUGUUUGUUUGUUUGUUUGUUUUGGAAAAUGCUCUGUUCCACAACACGGCAGCUGGCCCCUUAGCUGGACGCGGGGAGCGUCCCUGGGACACACCGGGCACCCAGGGCCAGCCGCUGGGGGGCCCCCUUUCAGCCUGUUCUAGGGCGAUCGCUGCCUUACUCUUCACCCCCCCCCCCCCCCCCCACCGUGGCUGGGUCCCUUCCUGGCUCUUGUCCCUCCGGGGGUUGAAGGAUCUAAAAGGAAAAUGGCACUUGGUUGACUUCCCGCUGUGGCCGGGGGGGUUUCCAUGGUGAUAAAGACGGAAACAUUGGAAAGGGCAUGUCUGCAGCCUGGCAUUUAAAGGUCUUCGCUCCAUAGCCUCCAUUCUGCUGAAAACCCCCUUGAGCCGGUGCACGCGGGGGCUCCCCCUCAGACGGCUGGCGUUCAGAAGUACCUCACAGCAGUCAUAGGCAUUGAAAAGUCUUAUCAACGCACCCUGUUUACCUCUCUAGGGGGCUGAGUCCCACGGGGGGCAGGGGGCUGGAGUGUCCCUCCGCACGCCCCUUAGCAGAGUCACCAGGUGUGAGAGUGGCCGUGUCCUUUCCUUUGGUCUCUGCAGAGCAGAAAGGUCUUCCUUGACAGGCGUACAGACUAGUGUGGUGAAAAUGGUCCUCUUUUCUGAGAUCAGUCACCACACGUGACUGGUCCUCUGGAUGGGUACCAGCCACUAGGUGGCCUGGCCCUGACCCAGCACCAUGCCCCUGGAGGAAUGUGCCCAUGGUGUGGGACACAUGUGGCCGGCUUCAGUGACACAGAUGCCCUCGAAGGAACUCUAGGGUUUAGAAACACUGUAUUUCGCUUUACAGGUCUCACUCUACUCGUCUUCCAUGAAACGUCUACUUACACAAAUACAGACUUUGUGGUAAAACGUUUUGAACCAUAAGCGCUCAGCUGCGUUCUCUUCUUUCUGUAGCCACUUCUGUCUUUCAGACUAUUGACAAGUAGGUAAUUCUCAAGUCCUACCUGGCGGCGAGCUUCCGGGGCCCUUCACCUUGGAUCGGCUCUUUAUUCGCACCGUUCGACAUUUUUCUUUUCACCGGUUGGAAGCUGAACCUUAAAAAAGUUCUGAUUUCUUUUUCCUUUUUUUUUUUCUCUCUACAUAGACCAGUAAGACGAGACUCUCACGGCCCUCUCCGAUAGACAGCAUCCACAGCAUUUUGUAUUUAUAAACCUGCCUUUUAUGUAAAAGGAAGACAAAAGCUGGCCUCUGAUGCACAGUCUGUGUGUCGCUGGUUUGACGUAGUCUUUUGGACCUCCUUGGCCGCGGUCAAGUGCUGGAGGGUGGGACCCCCACCCCCCAGUCUGCAGCUGUCUCACUGCUGGGCCUGGUGGCUGGGAGUUCCCCCCCCCGAAAGCAGCCGGUCCCUCAAGGAUGUGGGCGUCCGGCCCGGCCACUCAGGGGCUGAAGGACGUUCAACUUUUAUUUUUAUAUUUAGAUGACAUGAAUGUAAACGGGACAGCUCAGGGUCAUUUUAGAGCCUGUUGACUUUUUAAUCUCUCUGCCUGUGAUUUUCCUCUCCGAAGUCGAAAACCCCACAUAGCAACCUGGACUUUCUUGGGAAGGAAAUACCAAAUGCCUCGGGGAUUCAAGGUUCAUGGGUGAGCUCUGUUCCCUUCGGUCGUUAAGUUCUAGAAUGUUGUUUUGUUCGCUAAACCGUGAAGAAAUACGUGCCUCAGUCUAGCUGUUUGGUCCUCUCUUUUCUGCACUUAAUACCUGACGGUUUGACCAAGAGACUCACCUUUGCGGGGCGGGACCUGCUCGAGGUGGAUGGUGAUGUCACAGCACAAGCAGUGGUCUGACCUGUAAACAUUUUCAGGGAAUGCAGAAAGGGUUCAGGGACAAAACCUUUAUUCCACGUGCUUUGCUCCUUUCUGUACAUAGCUCUGCGGCUUGUGAACCUAAUUGUAAACGUUCAGGUAUUUUUGUACAAAUAAGGGACUUGACGUUCUGUUUCUUGUAAUUAGAAAUAAACAUUACUGUAGCGUU
Messenger RNA from Neofelis nebulosa (Clouded leopard), 5079 nucleotides. RefSeq names its product growth factor receptor bound protein 10 (gene GRB10). Bases 713 to 2281 code for a protein of 522 amino acids. Gene Ontology annotation, molecular function: insulin receptor binding. Lineage: Eukaryota; Metazoa; Chordata; Mammalia; Carnivora; Felidae. Gene Ontology annotation, biological process: insulin receptor signaling pathway; negative regulation of Wnt signaling pathway; negative regulation of insulin receptor signaling pathway. The transcript is spliced from 18 exons. The record is from RefSeq and is a predicted model, not a curated record.